AUGAAAAGAUCGGCUCCCCAACCAGACCGUCCCAUCUCCCCACCACCGGUCAAGCGGAAACUCGAAUCCACCACUACCAACAAAGCGGUUGCGAGCUUUUUCAAACCUGCCUCGCAGAAGGAACCCGAAAAGUUGACAUGGCGGACCGUCGAAAAGACCCUCAUCGUGGGUCGGUAUGAUGCAUCUAAUGUCCCGCCUCAGACUCGUACAUUACCGGUCAAAAUCGCUGCUUUCGACCUGGACGACACCCUGAUCGUUCCGAACACUGGGAACAGAUGGGCGCGGACACCGACCAGUUGGAGAUGGUGGGACCAAUCAAUCCCUGGCCGGUUGAGGUCACUCUACAAUGAGGGCUACCUCAUCAUCGUCCUCAGCAACCAGGGCAACGUCAGCCUCAAAGACAACCCGAAAACCCUUCAGAAGGAUACGGCCAGCCUCGCCAAUCUGAAAGCCCAGGUCUCCACCAUUUUCCGUCAGUUGGAUGUGCCCCUCAGUAUCUACGCUGCAACCGGUCAAGACCGAUACCGAAAACCUCGGACUGGUAUGUGGGAAGAAAUGCUCCAAAACUAUGAUCUGCACAUGGAAGGUGCCGUCGAUAUGGCCGCUUCAUUCUAUGUUGGCGAUGCUGCAGGCAGAGCAAAGACCGAUAAAAGACGAAAAGACCAUUCGACCUCGGACAGGGACCUGGCGGCGAACAUUGGCAUCAACUUCUACACCCCUGAAGAAUUCUUCCUCAACGCCACUGCAGAGCAGUAUGACCAUGUCUUCGAACCAACGAGGUAUAUCGAGAAUCGACAGUCCUCACAACUUCCAUCGGCUGGUCAGCAAACCGCUACGGUAUCUGCUCCAUUUACCAAAAACAGCCCCCAAGAGCUGGUCAUCUCCUGUGGCUCGCCAGGCGCUGGGAAAAGUACCUUCUAUUGGGACGUUCUGCAGCCACUGGGAUAUGAAAGAGUGAACCAAGACAUUCUCAAGACACGCGAGAAAUGUAUCAAGAAGGCAAAGGAGCUACUGGAUGCUGGCUUGUCUGUGGCUAUCGACAACACCAAUGCCGACGUCGAGACUCGAGCACACUGGGUCAGGCUUGCACGUGAAUACAACGUGCCUAUCCGAUGUGUUCAUUUCACAGCUCCCACCCGUCUAGCUGAGCAUAACGAUGCAGUUAGAGCCAUGAAUCCCGAUACGAUGAACCCUGAGAAGCGGACGCUUCUUCCCGGUAUUGCAUUCGCUUCGUUUGUCAAGCGGUAUCAAGAGCCCACAUUGGCAGAGGGAUUUCAAGAUAUCUACAAGGUCGAUUUCGAGUUCAAGGGCACCGAAGAGCAAAAGAAACUCUGGUCGCGAUACUGGGUUUCCAAGUUUUCCACUUAA
Messenger RNA from Capronia coronata CBS 617.96, 1368 nucleotides. RefSeq lists its product as uncharacterized. Gene Ontology annotation, biological process: DNA repair. Bases 1 to 1368 code for a protein of 455 amino acids. NCBI's taxonomy places the organism in Eukaryota, Fungi, Ascomycota, Eurotiomycetes, Chaetothyriales, Herpotrichiellaceae. Gene Ontology annotation, molecular function: ATP-dependent polydeoxyribonucleotide 5'-hydroxyl-kinase activity; polynucleotide 3'-phosphatase activity; double-stranded DNA binding. The transcript is spliced from 7 exons. The record is from RefSeq and is a predicted model, not a curated record.